Phyllostomus discolor (pale spear-nosed bat) is the source of this 2116-nucleotide messenger RNA. RefSeq names its product putative oxidoreductase GLYR1. The record is from RefSeq and is a predicted model, not a curated record. The transcript has a single exon. Gene Ontology annotation, molecular function: oxidoreductase activity, acting on the CH-OH group of donors, NAD or NADP as acceptor; NADP binding; NAD binding. Bases 19 to 1644 code for a protein of 541 amino acids. Lineage: Eukaryota; Metazoa; Chordata; Mammalia; Chiroptera; Phyllostomidae.
AGGUAGUUGUGUGGUAAAAUGGCACCUGUGCGUCUGCGGCUUGGUGAUUUGGUGUGGGGGAAACUCGGUCCGUAUCCUCCUUGGCCGGCAAGGAUUAUUACCCCGCCCAAGUGUUUGCGGAGACCGCGUGGAAAGAAAUGCUGCUUUGUGAAGUUUUUCGGAAUGGAGGAUCAUGCCUGGAUGGAAACGAGACAGCUAAAGCCGUAUCAUGAGCAUAAGGAGGAAAUAGUAAAGACUAACAAGGGGAAACUGUUCCGGCGAGCUGUGAGAGAAGUGGAGGAGUUCAUCCGAACAGCCACCGAGGAAAACCAGACGCCGCCUCACAAUUCCGCUGAUGACGAGAAUCGGCGUAAUUCCAGUGGGGAAAGAAGUCGACCAGACUCAUGUGAUAAGUGCGAGCCUUGCCUGUCUGAAGGGAAGCUGAAGGAGACCAUGGGAGAAGAAAAGACGACAGUGUCUUCAGAAUCUUCAGAGAGAGGCCCCAAGGCCCCUCGGAGAAGGGCUCGAUCACACCGUUCCCGGAAGCGUAGGCAGCCCCCAAAGAACAUCCCUGUUCCUGAGUCUAGAACCAUGACGGAGACGAUAGCUAGACCAGUGGCCUCAUUUAAGGGGCAGUGGUCUGCGAGUGGUGAGCCUGUGAGCGGAGACCCCCACUUUGAUCACUUCCUGCUCAGUCAAAUCAGGAAUGCAGCUAUCUGUUACGAGCAAAUUACAAACAAGUUGAAAAGUGGAAAUGAGACUGGAUCCGUCUCUACCCAGGCAACAGACAGCAGGGUCAUGAAUGGUAGCAUCAUACCCACAGACAAAAAGAUAGGAUUUUUGGGCCUGAGCUGCAUGGGAAGGGGCAUGGUCUCCAACUUGCUAAAAACGGGUCACACAGUGACUGUCUGGAACCCGACUACAGAGAGAGAGGAGGCCUGCCUAGGAAGAACCCCUGCUGAAGUUGUUUCAUCUUGUGACAUCACCUUUGCUUAUGCACCUGAUCCAGAGGCGGCCAAGGAUCUGGUGCUGCGUCCUGAUGGUGUGCUGCAGGGGAUCCACCCCGGGAAGUGCUAUGUGGACCUGUCAACAGUGGACGCUGACACAGUCACAGAGCUGGCCCAGGUGAUUAUGUCCAGGGGGGGGCGCUUUCUGGAAGCCCCAGUCUUACGCAACCAGCAGUUGUCUAAUGAUGGGAUGUUGGUGAUCUUAGCAGCUGGAGACAAGGACUUAUAUGAGGACUGCAGCACCUGCUUCCAGGCAAUGGGGAAGGCCUUCUUUCUAGGUGAGGUUGGCAGUGCAGCCAAGAUGAUGCUGAUUGUGAACAUGGUCCAGGGGAGCUUCAUGGCCACCAUCGCUGAGGGGCUGACCUUGGCCCAAGAGACAGGUCAGUCCCCACAGGCAUUUUUGGACAUCUUCAAUCAAGGAAAAUUGGCCAGCAUCUUCUUAGACCAGAAGUGCCAAAAUAUUCUUCAAGGAAACUUUAAGCCUGAUUUCCACAUGAAAUACAUUGUUAAGGAUCUUCAUUCAGUCAUUGCACUGGGCAGUGCCGUCAACCAUCCGACUACGAUGGCAACUGCAGCCAGUGAGGUGUACAAAAGAGCCGAGGCACUGGGACAGUCUGACAACCUCAUGUCUGUCCUGCCCCAGGCCUACAUGCACUAAGCUCCUACUCCCCCAAUCUCCCCUAUGACCCCCCUCUUCCUCACACGGGGCUGGGGUCCUAGGACUUUACUUUGGACCUGUUUAUUUUUCUUUAUCUCCUUUUAUACAGACUUUGAGACUUCUCAUCUGUACAGCACACAGCAUUUACUCUUCCCCUAAAGGUCCUGGGAAGGGGAGGAAUGUCAGCAGGACUGGCCUAUGGCAAGGCACAGGUGGAUGUGUGUUCACACCCCCACCCCACCUGUACUUACUCCAGGAUACAAGCUGCCCAGAAACUGCUUCCUGGUGUUUUCACUCCUUCUUCCAAGCUUGUCUUAUCUCAGACUCCUUCUAGGAACUAGAAUCAACAGUGGAAACUGGAAGCCUCCCUACUGCUUCCCUCAGAGCAAAGAGGCUGUGGUUAUUUCCACAGUCCCCACUGGAUUCCUUGUACGGAGAGACUCUGGGCCAAGGGUGUCAAACUCAUUUUUAC